Messenger RNA from Rodentolepis nana, 459 nucleotides. NCBI's taxonomy places the organism in Eukaryota, Metazoa, Platyhelminthes, Cestoda, Cyclophyllidea, Hymenolepididae. The record is from the annotation of a GenBank genome assembly.
AUGCUCAGUAAAGUUCAAUUCAAUUUACCGUGGAAUACAAAAAACUAUGCGCCAUUUCUUAAUGAAGAAUGUGAGGAUUCCGUUGAUCUUUCUGACAGCCACGACUUCGGUCAAUAUCACACCACUUUAGCCUCAAAGGACAAAAGUGAAAUUGAGGAUGAGGAUAUUGACAAUAAUGUUUACUCUUUACCUCCAUCAGCUUCCUCGUCCCUCUGUCUUCCACCAAACCCAGAUCCACCACCUUUCGAUGUACUUCACGAACCCCUUGUUAUUGAAUCUCGUGGUGGCAACGCCUCAAAAUCCUCUCCCACCCAAGACAAAAUGGUGGACCCGUUUUAUGCCGACAGUCUGAAGCUUCAGAGGGAAAUUCUCAGUCCCGGUGGAAUAGAAAUCUACAUUUCUGCGCAUGAUCUCUUGAAAAAUGUUGCCGUUAUUGAAUUGGAAAACAGUCUCUGGUAA